Pogona vitticeps (central bearded dragon) is the source of this 660-nucleotide messenger RNA. NCBI's taxonomy places the organism in Eukaryota, Metazoa, Chordata, Lepidosauria, Squamata, Agamidae. The record is from RefSeq and is a predicted model, not a curated record.
AUGGGCAUCUAUGAAGAACGAGCGGAACAGGUGGAACCGAAGCAGAAGCUGUUAAGUUGGAGGACAAAGUUUGCAGAGUCCAGAAAGACGCGCCCGGUUGAGCUUCUUUUUGCUAUCGGAGGCUUGAGCCCCAUCGGCAACGUGAGUGGCAUAGAGUGUUACAACCCGCUGGAACACGAAUGGAGAAUUUUGGGUCCCGUCUCCAGGCAUCGGAGCGGAGCUGGUGUGGCCGCUCUGAACGGCUCCAUCUACGCCGUGGGUGGGCAUGACGGUCUGGUGUGCCUCAGCAGCGUUGAGAGGUAUGACCCGGAAAUCAACGAAUGGAAGAGGGAUGUGGCCUCGCUCAGCGUGCCCAAACAAGACAUCGCCGUGGCUGAGCUGGGAGGCUACCUCUACUGCGUGGGGGGCCACGAUGGACUUCUCUGCAUCAACACUGUGGAGAGAUACGAUCCUCUCGUGAACAAGUGGUGUAAAGUCGCACCCAUGAAUCAUCGCCGGAGGGGCCUUGGUGUAGCGGUCCUGGACGGUUACCUUUACGCCGUCGGCGGAUCUGACGGCCGGUCGCCGUUAUAUUCAGUGGAGCGUUACGAUCCCGUGGAAGACCGAUGGACCCCUUGCGCUCCCCUGCGGAGUUGUCGGGAGAACCUGGGGGCGGGAUGA